CAGAAAGUCGGCUCGGACAUGGACAUCGAUGACCUCCUGCUCUAUCGUUCAAAGAACGAGUGGAUCUUGCCCUCAGGAUUGGAUGGUGACUGGAAAGAGGCCAAGAGCAUACUUCAGGAGACCAAAUGCCACGCUGAGGCAGUACGCCCGUAUAAAGUUGCGCUUUUAGGUCGCACAGUAGGGUCCGGAAAAUCCACACUCUUGAACGCCCUGCUACGCAAACCCAUUCUUGCCGCCUCUGCCGCUGGCGCUUGCACAGCAGUGAUCACAGAAAUCAGCUACAACGAUACGCUGCAGGCAGAAGUAGAGUUUAAGCAUGCGGACCAAUGGAGAAAGGAGCUGUGCACGUUGUACACAGAAGCACGAGUACAGGUGGAAGGCGAGGAGUUGAAGAGCUCUGCAGUGAGUCAGCCAGGGAACGAAUGCGUCAGGUGCGUCUCCUCACCUGCACUCCAUCCUCGUGCCUUAGAACUCGUUCCAAGUUGUUUCCGGGGUGGGAUCUCAGACAAACAGGUCAACCAAUGGCCGAGCUUUGAAGCAUUUCGUGACGACAAUGAGCUUGCAAAGCAUCUAGGAACUUCCGUUAAACUGAAUGAUACAACUUUCGACAACUUUCAGAAGAAUCUCGAGACAUUCCUGGCCUCUACCUUGAGUCAGCAAAGCACACGACAGCUCUGGCCGAUUGUUCGUGUUGUGCGAAUCUGCGGCCCUUUCGAAAUUCUCUCGACUGGGGUAACACUGGUCGAUCUGCCCGGCUUCGGAGACGUGGAUCACUUGAGAGAUGCCGUCGCUGCGUCUUAUCUUGAACAGGCCGAUGCGGUGCUCCUCGGUGAAGUCAUACUCGAUAUCCCGCCUGCGUGCUUCUCAUGCAGUUGUCUAGUUGCCGGGAUCUCGAGAGCCAAGGACGAUAAGGAUGUCAAUACCCAUCUCAAUACCUAUAUUAACCAAUGCAUCGUUGAUGGUCGGGUACAAGACCGGUCGAUUGCGGUCAUUCUCACCGGCGCCGAUAACCGCAUCAGCAGUAAUGAGUUUACAUUAGAACAGUCGGAGCAAGUAAGGGUCAACGCUCUGGAAUCGAGCAUCCAAGCUCUUCUGGAUGACGAAGAUGAAAUCACCAGGAAACUCGAGAAGAAGAUGAAGUCAAAGUCAAGGUCAAAGAAACAUCAGGAUGGACUGAACGAUCUUCAAAAUCAGGUGCAGAAGUGCCACGACCAGAGGGUCGCCGAAAUCAAACAGAGAAACACUCUCCUAGCUAAAGGACGCGCACAGCUAGUGGAAUUGCAGUUUCAAAACAAGUUCAAAUACAUGUUCCAGGACUUGGCGCCCAAAGAUAAGCCCAUACCAAACGUGGAUAUACCCGUCUUCGCUGUUGGGAGUAAAGACUUCAUGUGUCUGAAAAGAAUUGAGACCGACGAUGCAAUGAUGUUUUCGACCGCAGAGGAGACCGGAAUUCCCCGAUUAACAGACCAUCUUCGAACGGUCGGAGAACGUCGCGCCUUGACUCAUGCUCAGUCUGGUCUAGUCGGUUUUUGCGACAUCGUUCAACGGGCAGACAAGAUUGUCAGCAUCAAACCUCAUGAUGCGGGGACGCAGCAGGAAACUGAUCUGACGAAGCUCAAGAGCGAACUCGACCAGAAGUGCGCGGCCGUCCUGGAUCGAAUGCUGGGCACUGUCAACGAUCUCUUUUUCCACGAGCUGCAACACGUCAUGAAAACCUCGCUGGCUAUCGCCAAGGAUCGCAGCACAUCUGUCUUCGAGAAACAUACCACGAAGAAGUGGUUCCGAUAUCGGACCCUUAUGCGACAAGAGGGAGUGUUUGAAAAAGAAGACAUCAACGUGGAAUUGACGCAGAAUGAGCUCGUUUCGGUGCUAAACGCGUGGAAUGACAUAUACAACUACAAACUGGGAUCAGCCUUUCGACUGUACUACGAAGAGUUGCGCGCAGAGAUCUCGACCCAUAGCCUAUACUUGACCGCUGCUGAUCCUCUUCGUGCACAAUCUGAUCUUGACCUUCUCAAAACUGUGUUGAACCAAGUGAAUUCGGUCGCUGUCACCGUGACUCAGAGACAAGGUGUUCCACAGCGUGCAUGGCCUCUUGCGACCAAGGCCAUCCUCCAACCUCAAUAUGAAAAAGCAGCAGCCCAGAAAGGACCGGGAAUGUACAAGCGAAUGAAGCUCAAUCGCGAUUACAUGCACAUGCACGGCGCUUCACUCUUCCAGCGUCUCGAAGAAACUGUCAACGAGCUGAACCGGGCACUUGUCAUCACUCUACGCACUGGGAAUGAUGAAAAGCUGAAGCGGCACAUCAAUCAACUUGCAUUGGGAUCCAUCACCAUCGAUCCCGUACCUGAAAAGACGGCCAUGUCGAACACAGAGCUCAAAACGUUCAUCGCAGAGCACGAAGACAUUGCAUGCCAUUUGCUUGAUGAAAUCAAGAAUCGAUUACAAGCUCUGGUUGUAUAAUUUCCUCUCGGUCCCAUGCUGUACCUUUCCUGGUCUACCUCCACUGUAAUCUGUAUUCUAUCGCAUGUUCUGUGUAUCGCGCUCUCUCGUCGCACUCGUAUCGCUUGCAUCAUCUACAACCUUGUACAUAAUCAGUGUAACGUUACCAUCUUUGUUUGGAAUCGAAUUCUUGCUACGAUUGUCAUCCAUCUCCAUGUUCCCGGCGCAGGACUCCGACGCGGCAAUCCGUCUGACAGACACCGACGCGGCGUUGGCAAGACUCUCGGCUGUACAAAAGGGGUACCUCGAAGAUCCAUUUGUCAAAGCGCUGAUCCCCCGCGCACAUCUCCAAUCUCCUCGUCCGCCGCUGAUCAAUAUCGGGACGUUCGUCCGCGCCACUGCUAUCGAUGAUCUCGUCUUCCGGUGGCUAGACAUAUGUGCGCAGCAGGGCACUAGGUGCCAGAUCGUCAGUCUCGGAGCAGGGAGCGAUACACGCUUUUGGCGGAUUGCGACAGGCGCGAGCAAGGAUGCGCUCGCUGCAUAUGUCGAGCUGGACUUUGCGGAGAUUACGACCAAGAAGGCGAUGGCCAUCCGGAAGAGCAAGGAUUUGAGCGCAGUUCUAGGUUCUACGUCCGACGUCAAGAUCGUUCAAGGCGGUAUGGGCCUGUCCUCCCCCAAGUACCAUCUCUUCCCCGUUGAUCUCCGACAACCGCCGGCCGAAAGAUGGGGCACACUGCUCAGCCCAAUUUUACAUGCGGACCUCCCGACCCUCAUUUUAUCCGAAUUGGAAGGAGGCGCAGUUCUCGGUAGCAUUGUCUAUGAGAUGUUCCGGCUGCAGGAUUCGUUCGGACGCGUCAUGCUCGAUAACCUAAAGGCUCGCAAUGUCACUUUGCCAGGCGCAGUGCCGUACCCGGAUGUGGCUUCUUUGCCUCGCCGUUUUACGGAUCUCGGCUUCGCAGCUGCUCGGGCACUUACCUUGAAGGACAUCCGGAGGUCAUACAUAUCCGUCUCGGAGCUCCAAAGGAUAUCACGCCUGGAAUUGGUCGAUGAAGUAGAGGAGCUGGACCUCGUCCUGGAUCACUACGCUAUCACAUGGGGUCUCUUCGUUCCGUCGUCUACGACUUCGGGCCCUUGGGCGCAGUGGGGUAUCAGUCCGCAAUCAGCGAGAACAGAUGAUGAGGAUUGAAUGCAUCAGGCGUUAGUCUACUGAGUUUUGGCUGCUUUUUUCAAAGCACGACG
Molecule: messenger RNA, 3681 nt
Organism: Mycena citricolor
Lineage: Eukaryota; Fungi; Basidiomycota; Agaricomycetes; Agaricales; Mycenaceae
Source: the annotation of a GenBank genome assembly